UUACGUAGCACCUCGACGUCCGCUACGUACAGGAAACAGCUGACAUCCGCUAAUAGAAGAGCGAAACAGAAACUGCUUUAUUUUAUUUUAGGGCAAAUCCUGCAGCAGUAUGAGUGAUGGAGAAUCCCAGUAGGUCCAAAGUGGUUCUGCUGGCCUGCGGCUCCUUCAACCCCAUCACUAACAUGCACCUCAGGAUGUUUGAGCUGGCCAGAGAUCACCUGGAAGACACAGGUCAGUACAGUGUGAUUAAAGGAAUCAUCUCCCCGGUGGGCGAUGCCUAUAAGAAGAAGGGUUUGAUUGAGGCCAGCCACCGGGUGGAGAUGGCGAGACUGGCCACAGAAAGCUCAGAGUGGAUCACAGUGGACUCCUGGGAGAGCCAGCAGUCAGACUGGGUGGAGACAGCUGAAGUUAUCCGGCAUCACUAUGAAGAGCUGCUCGCUAGAGAACAUAACAGGGACAACGUGGACACCGUCAAGUAUACGAAGAAGAGACGUAUAGAGGAGAAUUAUAUAGCGAGUUCAGUUCACCACAGGAAAAGAGGGUGUGGGGACUCUGUAGCAUGGUCUGGACGACAGCCAGUCACAACCAGCAAAGUGAGUUGUCAGAGUGAAGCAGCGUGAGAAUAGCCUCUGGGCAAAGAGGUGGUAAUUGCAGAUGCACUUGAAAUUAGAGCAACAUUGCGUCACACAAGAGCAAAACAAUAGCUGGUCAUGUGAAAGACGGUGUCACGAGUUUAUCAUUAUCAUUAAUUAAACUUGAGCAACAUUUAAAAAGCAUUAAAGGUUGUAAACAGAAAAGGUUUUGUCCUUUGUCAGUAAAACUAAACCAAAACUAAACAUCUUUCAUUUACCUUUGUUUUAUUUACUUUGUAUUUGUAUUUAUAUAUUUUAAACAUCAAUAGAGGCAACUAUUGAUGUUAUUACAAGGCAACACCUCCAAAGAAACAGGCAAGUUUCUAAAGUCAGCAAUAAAUCUGGUGUUAGAAACUGUGAUAAUCCCAUUUCAUAGAGUCUGAGACAGGAAGUGUUAAAUUCUUGGCUAAAGAAGCUUUUAUAUAAGGUUUUUCUCCAGCUAUGGAGAAGUAUGCAAACCAAAAUGUAUACAAAGACUUUUGUUUUCCCAACUUUAUUUCCUAUCUUAAUAUCUACAUGUUUUGCCUAUCCAUCCAUUUGUUUAACAAUCAUCCAUCUAUCUAAUGAUUGAUUUGCUUUUCAUUCUUACUGAACUAUUUUAAAAAUGGUCCAGAAACAGACUGGAACUGUGGAAAAUUCAGUCUUUGAUUCUACAGAAUCUUAGUUUUAUUUCGAAGUUGUCUUCUCAUAGAUCUUUGAACAGGUGUUGUGAGACCCCAUCUGAGCUCCUUCAGAGCUGAACUCCUUGUCCCUG
Poeciliopsis prolifica (blackstripe livebearer) is the source of this 1386-nucleotide messenger RNA. RefSeq names its product nicotinamide nucleotide adenylyltransferase 1 (gene nmnat1). Gene Ontology annotation, molecular function: nicotinamide-nucleotide adenylyltransferase activity; nicotinate-nucleotide adenylyltransferase activity. Bases 117 to 620 code for a protein of 167 amino acids. NCBI's taxonomy places the organism in Eukaryota, Metazoa, Chordata, Actinopteri, Cyprinodontiformes, Poeciliidae. The record is from RefSeq and is a predicted model, not a curated record. Gene Ontology annotation, biological process: NAD+ biosynthetic process. The transcript is spliced from 5 exons.